CGCUAUGAGAUUGAUAAUGACCUAAUGGAGUUCAACAUUUUAAAAAACAGCUUUAAAGCUGACAAGGAGGUGAAGCGAAAAGAGAUCCGAAAUGGAUUUCUCAAGCUGCGCAGCAUUCUACAGGAGAAGGAGAAGUCCAUUAUGGAGCAAAUAGAGAAUCUGGAGGUGUCCAGGCAGAAGGAGAUUGAAAAAUACGUGUAUGUCACAACCCUGAAAGUGAAUGAAAUGGAUGGCCUGAUUGCCUACUCCAAGGAAGCCCUGAAAGAGACAGGCCAGGUGGCAUUUCUGCAGUCCGCCAAGAUUCUGGUGGACCAGAUUGAAGACGGCAUCCAGAGCACCUAUAGGCCUGACCCACAGCUCCGGCUACACUCCUUGCACUGCAUGCCCUUGGACUUUGCUGAGCUCUCCAGUGCUAUCCACGAGCUCUUCCCCACAGGACCCAAGAAGGUAUGCUCCUCAGGGGACUCCCUGCCCUCCCCCUAUCCCAUGCACUCAGAACUGAUGAUCGCCAGGAAGGUCACUUUCAGCACUCACAGCUUCGGCAACCAGCAGAUAUACCAGCGAAGCUCCUCCUUGUUGUCCUUCAACGCCACCGGUGGUGAGAAGGCCAAAAUGGGUCUGGACGCCUAUGGGCGAGCCCAGUCCGCCACACCUGCCAAACCCACAGAUGGCCUCUAUACUUACUGGAGUGCAGGGGCAGACAACCAGUCUCUGCAGAACAGCAGCAGCUUCCACAACUGGUACUCAUUCAAUGAUGGUACUGUGAAGACCCCAGGCCCAAUUGUUAUCUACCAGACUCUGGUGUAUCCUAGAGCUGCCAAGGUUUACUGGACAUGCCCAACAGAAGACGUGGAUUCUUUUGAGAUGGAAUUUUAUGAACUCAUUACUACCCCUCCUAACAAUGUGCGGACAGAGCUUUGUGGGCAAAUUCGGGAUAUAAUGCAGCAGAGUUUGGAGCUGCACAACCUGACCCCCAACACUGAGUAUCUGUUUAAAGUUAGAGCCAUCAAUGACAAUGGUCCUGGGCAAUGGAGUGACAUCUGCAAGCCAGGAUGGACACCCAGGUGACCUCCAAUAGUGCCUCAGUGAACA
Leptonychotes weddellii (Weddell seal) is the source of this 1092-nucleotide messenger RNA. The record is from RefSeq and is a predicted model, not a curated record. Lineage: Eukaryota; Metazoa; Chordata; Mammalia; Carnivora; Phocidae.